Molecule: messenger RNA, 3772 nt
Organism: Lytechinus pictus (painted urchin)
Lineage: Eukaryota; Metazoa; Echinodermata; Echinoidea; Temnopleuroida; Toxopneustidae
Product: phosphomevalonate kinase-like
Exons: 6
Coding region: 399-995 (198 amino acids)
Biological process (GO): isopentenyl diphosphate biosynthetic process, mevalonate pathway; cholesterol biosynthetic process
Cellular component (GO): cytoplasm
Molecular function (GO): phosphomevalonate kinase activity
Source: RefSeq, a predicted model, not a curated record
GACAAGCGUCAGAGUUAUCAAUAGACCAUAGAGAUGUAUACCAUAGAGAUGUAUACUAGUAACGCGUAGUUAGUAUACAUCUCUAUGAUGUAUACUAAUUAUUACGCGUUAUUAGUAUAUAUCUCUAUGCAAUAGACAGAGUGGCGAAACCGGAAGUGUGCUCUGAUUGGUCCGAUAUUUCAUGGAGCCCCAAUUAGUUACCUCUGGCAUAUUUUCUGCGCUUGUGAUCUUCUGCUUAGUGCAUGCCUCCGGAAAUUUCAAUAAACUACACGUUUUCUCACAUUCAAUGAUUAAAUACCUCGACACUUUCAACUCAUGGAUAUAUUUUCUAGACGCCAAUACAGGUUCUGAGAACUGAUUUGGUUUAGAGCUCUUUCUGGUUUCAUUCUGGUCUGGAGAUGGACUCCAGCUAUCCAAAAGUCGUCUUGGUGUUCAGUGGAAAACGCAAAUCUGGAAAAGAUUAUACAUCUGCUUUACUGGCAGAAAGGCUUGGAGAUAUUUGCACAAUACUGACUCUUUCUGCACCAUUGAAACAUCAGUAUGCAGAGAUCCAUGGCUUAGAUUACAAUCAGCUGCUCUCAGCGUCGUCCUAUAAAGAGUGUUAUAGACAUGAUAUGGUAGUGUGGGGUGAGAAAAAGCGAAAUGAAGAUCCAGCAAUAUUCUGCAGACUUGCCACUCAAAAUGUUUCCCAUCAACACAAGGUAUGGCUAAUCAGCGAUGCAAGACGCAAGACUGAUGUAGCAUACUUCAAGAAGAUGUACUCGGAUAGAGCUAAGCUUGUUAGGGUUGAAGCUGAUAAAUCUGUCCGAGCUUCAAGGGGUUAUGUCUUCAAGAAAGGAGUAGAUGACAGUGAAACUGAAUGUGGUCUAGAUGAAGGAGUAUCAUGGGAUGUCAUCAUUACAAACAAUGGAAACCAAGAUGACCUAGAUAGUCAACUCACACACGUAAUCAGCAGUAUACAACAUGGUUUGAUAAAUGAAACAGAUGUAUCAUGACAUUACAAGUAAUCUAUAUUUUUGUAAUUUUAAGAGAAUCUAUUAACAAAUAUGUUGCAAUAUUCAUCAAGUUUUGCCAAAUAAUGAAUUAAUUAAUGGUAAUUAGUAAAUUUGUGGAGAAUUUGCAAUCCUUUAGGUCAGAUAGGAAUGUCCAGAGCUAUCUGUGAUUUAUCAAAGAUAUCUAUGAUAUCAGUAUAAGGGUACCACUGUAUUAUGAACAGAGAUACCAACCCUCUGGAUUCCAUCAGAACUUAUUAAGGCUCCCGAAUAUUGCUAGCAACAAUGGCCUCAAAUCUUUCCUUACUCUCAGCACCUUAACCCUUAACCCUAUCUUAACUGGGCUAUUUCAGACCAGUAUUAUACUGGGGGGGGGGGAUCAAUUUGACCCCCCUCAGAUCUCGGCCGCUGAUCGCGCGAUCGCCACGAAAAUUUGCACGUGCGUAGAGCCAUAUGUAAACUACAAGACUGUAUAGUAAAAUUCUUUAAAAAUUAAUUCUUCAUAUUUUUAUUUAAGUAACUAUGCAAAUAAGCGUAUAUGAAAUUUGCCCUAAAUUUUGUUUUUUGUGUAUGUUUUUGCCUUUAACUCAAUUUAUAAAGCUAGUAGAAUGCUAAUUUUUGGUUGGAGUAUCAAUUAUUCCAUUUCUAACAAAUAUCUACAAAAAAUUGCAAAAAUAUAAUUAAUUUCUUGUGUAUUUUAUUGUUUUUUAAAUUCUUAUGUAUUUCUUUGUUUUUUCAAACCUUUGUUUUUUAUUGUUUUUUCCAAUGAACUUUGUCGGGGACCCUUGUGCGAUCAUAAAUAGCAUAAAAUAAAUCAAUUUAAACCGACAAAAGUAAAAAUAGAAAGUCAAAAGGGGCCUAAGCUUUCGAUCCUAGCAGAAUCUUCGCCGGAGGCAAAAUGACAAACAUAUAAAGUGGAACAACCAUAAUAUAGACCACAGACAAGCUACAGCAACACUAGAAACAAGGAGACAAAAGGGGCAUUAGUGAGUAGAGAAGACCAAUCAGGUUAGUGAAGGGGAUGAAAGAAAAGGAGUAGGCAGACACAAAGGGAAGUUAGUGUAAGUAAGGUCAGUAAAAGACCUCAAGCCAAGAGGGAUUAAGAUAAUGAGGCAGGCAACAUCAAACAGGAUCUGGAACAAAACAGUGAUAGAGGGUAUGAGGAAGAGAUAAAUAACAAGGGAAUUAGCAUAAUAAACUGGUGCAUAAGAGUAGGAAAAACAGGAAAAGAAUGGGGAACAACUGAUAAUGUGCAAAGAUAUAUGAUAAAGCAUUAAACAAACUAAGAGAAGAAGGUAAGUGUAAAUAUGUAUCUAUAAGUGAUAUGUAUAUAAAUACAUCCAAAAAAGAAAUGUAUAUGAAAAAAUAUAAAUACACAUAUGGUGUAACUAAAAGUAAAAAUAAUCAUACAUUAUGAUUUUUGGUGGAAAAACACAAUUUGCAUUGACUUUGUACACGGAAUCACGUUUUUGAGCAAUUUUGGGUCUGACAUGCACUUACAAAAUGUUGCGUAAUUUCAGAACCGCGUCCCCGGGCGUCGCAAUUUUGGUCUCAAAAGAUGCGCAAGACUUGAAAGUAAAAAGUCAGUGAGCGGCGCGAUCAAAAAACUUUGCGCGACGGUGUAGUGAUGAAAUUUGUCGAGGGGGGGUCAAAUUGACCCCCCCCCCCAGUUUGAUAAGGGUUAAGGACUGGGCUAUUUGAGAUGUAUAGAGGACUUGGGGCAGGGGGCCAUGAUGGCCCCCCUUCUAAUCUCGUCCCCCAUUCGCGUCAGAAUUCGGCAUGCAUAUUCCUUACCACAUAAAGUACAAGCCAGUAUAAAAAAAAUUCUGAAAAUAAUGAUUUUUUAUUUAUUAUGAAUAGAAGAUUCAAAUUUAUUUAUGUAAAUGAUUAUUGAACAUCCAAUUUCACUUCAAUUUUUUUUUUUCCAGAUGUCAUCUUUGUAAUCACAUUUAAAGGUUUCCACAAAUAAAAUUUGCAAAAGCCAAUUUUUUCCUGAUGCAUUUCUUUGUUUUUAGAAUUUAUGUAUUUUUUGUUUCAUCCUUUGUUUUUCACUGUUUUUUUUUCAAUGGAAAUUAUUACAGACCAUUUAACAACUAAAUUAAACCCUGAAUUAAUUAAGCAGACCAACUAGAACAAAAAAUAAUCACCCUUUUAAGAAUUUCAUCUCCCAUAGACUUUGUACACGAGGUAUAAAAAUGAGCCAUUUUCGGCAUGACAUUGUCUCGUGAAGUCAUUUGGCUUCGCGAUGCUAUACCCGUAUGUCGCAAAUUCGGUCUCAAAUGUUGCGCGAGAUUUCAAAGAAAAAAUGUCAUAAUGUUUUGCAGCGCUAUCUUUUUGCAUUUUGGAAAUAUCACACGAAGCAUUGAGGGAGUUCAGGUCCUUUUAGGGUUAAUCCCUCCAAAAAAUUAAAGGUCAAGUCCAACCCAGAAAAAUGUUGAUUUAUUUUUAUUUAUUUUUUAUUUUAUUUUUUUUAAUUUCCAGGCAAAAGACAAUAAGAAUGUAUACAAGAGGAAUAAAUUACCACCGACUAGUGCCUGAGGAUGACUAAAAGAAAAACUAGUUUCUGUUAUGAAGCUCUCCUCACUAGUCGGGGUUUACAAAUAUACAAAAAUAAAAUCAGAUAAAAUGGCAAUAUAUGUUUAGAUGCAUUACUUAUUAAAACAAAGAACUUAUUAAUAAAGAGUGUUUGUUUCCAUGUGCAAUUACAUGUAUAAUAUCCAGUCAAUAUGAAGUGUUAAUGUAUUUAAAUAAACAACUUUAUGAUAUUAUCAGAUAGUCAA